Molecule: messenger RNA, 876 nt
Organism: Laccaria bicolor S238N-H82
Lineage: Eukaryota; Fungi; Basidiomycota; Agaricomycetes; Agaricales; Hydnangiaceae
Exons: 6
Coding region: 1-876 (291 amino acids)
Source: RefSeq, a predicted model, not a curated record
AUGGCUUUCCCAAUUAGAAGUGUCACAGACCCUCUUGUCCACCAUGGCCGUCACUUCGGUCGAACCGUCCACGCGUUCUGCAAUAUCCGCACGCUUAUAAACAAUGGGAUCUUACGGCUGGGAGAGCUGGCAGAUCAGCCAGAUGAAUCCUUCAGUGCUGAGGAGCGGCGAGAACACAAAAUUUUUACUGCACUCUUGCAAUCUGUUGCGGGUUUGGAGGAGCGCCUUUUGACUGGAUCUGAAGAAGAAACUGGGUUUAUUGCAGAACUUCUUCGCAAAGGUGCCUCUGGUGCUCGGGGUGACGACACAAAGAGUUUAAAAGGAGCCAUUCUCGACUGGAUUACUCCAAAAGGUCAGGCCUUGAAUCCGCCCCUCGCUCGAAAUGUGAAAGUGGAUCGCGGAUUCCACCAUGAGCGCACCGGGGCUCUUCUUUGUCCCACAGAUCUCGAUUGGUCCAAUCCAGAAACCAAAGAACAAUUGAAAAGCGGCGAACUCCUUGUUAGCGGCGAUCGAUGGCCCGUCUUUCUGUACGCUGGUUGCAGCUUUGAUUCUGAAGAACCAUGGAACGGCCUACUUCGCAACCCUCUAUUGAUUUGCGCCUUCAAGCAUGUAUUUACAUCUCCUAGCUCGGUCGAUAAGGAACCGAAAGCUACCAGAUCGGGAAAUGCUCGAAUUCAUGGUAUGAGGAGUGUUACCGCCGGAUCCAUUGCAUACAUCGCGACUCAGGUUCGCUUUGCAUUAUGUUCCUCGCCAGUCUUCUCCAGAACGGACAUGGUAACCGAUUCAGAGAGAUUUUUUUCCUCCAUUCUUGAACUCCUAGAGGAUCCUCGCGAGGCUCGUGAGGUGCACGAUUUGUAUGUUUGGUGGAAUCGGUAA